UUUCCUUAGACUAGAGGAGUAGAAUCAAACGGUCGAUCGUCCGAUGAACCUCUUACUAGUUCAAGGCAUGUCUCUUCCCCUCUAUUUUCUGUUAACACUCUUCUUUUUCUUAUUUGCCACCUCAAAAUCGCGGAGGGGAUCUAGCCAGGGCAGACUACUUCCGCCGGGUCCUCAGACAUUACCCUUGGUCGGAAACAUAUUCCAACUCGGAUGCAAUCCUCACCGUUCACUCGCUGCCUUUUCAAAAACCUAUGGACCUAUAAUGAGUUUGAAGCUUGGAAGGCUAACCGCAGUGGUUAUAUCUUCACCAGAAGCAGCUAAAGAGGCACUUAGAACACACGAUCAUGUCAUGUCCGCUCGAACCUUUAACGACCCGAUUCGAGCUUUUGAUCACCAUAAACAUUCUAUUGUCUGGAUUCCUCCUUCGCCUCGUUGGAGGUUUCUGAAGAAAACAAUAUCGAAAUAUUUGUUAUCACCACAAAACCUAGACGUUAUUCAAUCCUUAAGGACGAGGAAGGUGGAGGAACUAGUGAGCUUAGUAAACCAAUUUUGCGAGAGAGGAGAAGCCAUUGACUUGGCUCGUGCUUCCUUCGUCACAUCUUUCAAUAACAUCUCAAAUGCUCUGUUUUCCGUAGAUUUGGCGAGCUAUGGCUCGAAUUCUUCUUCUUACGAAUUCCACGAGACGGUGGUUCACCUGAUGAAGAUCUCCGGUAAACCCAACGUAGGAGACUAUUUUCAGUAUAUGAGGUUUCUUGAUUUGCAAGGUACUCGAAAAGAAGCGGUGGUCUGCAUCGAAAGAUUGUUUAAGGUUAUCCAAGAAUUCAUCGAUGCUCGGUUGGCCAAAAGAUUGUCUCAGACAGAGACAGAGCAUAAAGAGGCUUCGAGUAUAGAUAUGCUAGACUCCCUUCUGGAUCACACACAGCAAAACGAAGCGGAAUUAAGCAUAAAUGAUAUUAAACACUUGCUUCUCGAUGUGUUUGUUGCGGGCACAGAUACAAACUCUAGUACAAUGGAGUGGGCGAUGACGGAGUUAUUACGAAGCCCGGAGAAGAUGGUCAAAGCUCAGAGUGAGAUACGGCAAGUGAUUGGUGAAAAUGGUGUGGUUCAAGAAUCUGAUAUCCCGAGUCUGCCUUACUUACAAGCAAUUGUGAAAGAGACUCUUCGCUUGCAUCCUCCAGCAGCUUUGAUCCCUAGAAAAUCAGAAUCCGAUGUUCAAAUUUUGGGUUUCUUUAUUCCUGAGGACAGUCAGGUUUUGGUGAACGUAUGGGCAAUAGGACGUGACUCGAAUGUGUGGGAAAAUCCAAUGAAGUUUGAGCCAGAGAGGUUCUUAUUACGAGAAACCGAUGUAAAAGGUAAAGACUUUGAGCUGAUACCAUUUGGAUCAGGACGAAGGAUGUGUCCGGGAAUCUCGAUGUCUCUUAGGACAAUGUAUAUGGUGCUUGCCUCUCUUCUCUAUUCCUUUGACUGGAAGCUUCAAAACGGUGUCGUCCCUGAAAGCAUGGACAUGACCGAGGCCUUCGGUCUUACCUUACACAAGGCCAAACCUCUUUGUGCCGUACCCAUCAAGAAAACUACGACUAUCUGAUUUUCAUAUUUAAAAAAUGCACCAAUAAUUGUUAUUUGUAGAUUCCUUGUGGAGCUAACUCCCCUAUCAAUCGCUUAGAUUGGAACCAACGGUUCCCAAUGUAUAUCAGGCGCAUGGCGUAUGUUUGGAAACACAUUCUCAAAAAAAAAAAACACAAA
This is a messenger RNA of Capsella rubella, 1743 nucleotides long. Its product is annotated as cytochrome P450 76C3. The record is from RefSeq and is a predicted model, not a curated record. NCBI's taxonomy places the organism in Eukaryota, Viridiplantae, Streptophyta, Magnoliopsida, Brassicales, Brassicaceae. The transcript is spliced from 3 exons. Gene Ontology annotation, molecular function: heme binding; oxidoreductase activity, acting on paired donors, with incorporation or reduction of molecular oxygen; iron ion binding. The coding region runs from base 44 to 1585 and encodes 513 amino acids.